ACUCAUGUUUUUUUUUUUUUUCAUUUUUUUGAGUAGUUUAUUCGUAACCAGCAAUCCAAUAACUUGUGCAAUUUUAUUGAGUGUUGAUAAAUUGAAAAAUGUAUAUUCGAAAAAAGCACUUGUGUUAUUUUUAAAUGCUUUUUUUUCUUUGUGUUUAAUUUAUUAAUUGAUACAAAAUAUAUAAUUUGGGAAUAGAAAAUUAUUGUGAAUAAGAGGUAACCAAUUGGGAUAAAGUGGGAUCAAAGUGAACAGGGGGGCCUUAGACCCCUUCCAAUAUUGCAAAACAAGAUACCCAACAGGUGUAAAAACGAAAUACAACAAGUCCCCACUUUCAUUUACAACGUAUCUCUUCUUUGGUCACCUACAUCUACAUUAAAUCUCUCCAACAAAAAUCAACAAUCAUCAUAAUAUAAAAUAAUAAACAAUUUCAAAUAUAUCAAGUUACUUUUUUCUCUAUAUUAUUAUUAUUUAAUUCACUUGUGUUUUGUCUUGUAAUAAAGUGUUAUUAAUUAUUUAGUUAUGUAUAUUAAUUAAAUCACUGUCAUAAAAUGAUUGAAUUUAAAAAAAUUGUUAUUUUUGGAAGAAAAAAUAAACCGGAUGAUCGUCGACUUCUUGCAAGUACUGAUGAUAUUGAUCAUGCUAAAAUAUAUCAUGCUGAAAAUGCUGCCUUCAUGCACGUGAAAAAUAAUAUUCAGCAACUUAGAAGUGUUGCUGAAGAUACAGAUCUUCUUUUUCUAAAAGAACUUCUCGACAGUCCAGUUGUCAAUUCACUCGUCAAGCUACAAGAAAGAUUAGAGACACCACCAGCUCGGAUUGAACCAGUUUGUUCAUCAAUUUGUGACGUUGCUGAAGAAAUAUCAUAUGUAUUUGAAUUAUCAAAAAAUAUUUAUGCAAGACAAUUAUCUGGAUUAUUAAAUAAAUUAUAUUUUAAAUCAUUAUUGGAGACACACGACGCAAUUGCUGAAAAAAGAAAAAAUCCACCAAGUGAAAAAAUAGAAACAAUAAUGCCUAGUGACGAGAGAACAGAAGCAAUACGUAUAGUUGGAUUGAGGCGCCAGCCCGAUGAACCUCUGGGUCUAACUGUACAAGUUGAUGAAUCUGGUAAUUUAAUUGUCGCAAGAAUACUUGGUGGUAGUACAAUAUCAGGACAAGGUUUAUUAAGACCUGGUGAAGUGAUAAUGGAAGUUAAUGGUAAAGAGGUACAUACACCAGAUGAAUUACAACUUGCAAUACAAGCUGCUAAAGAAAAUUUAUCAUUAAAAGUUGCACCAGGUAUAUCAAAUGAUGAAAAUAAACAUUCAAAAUCAAAAUGUUAUAUGAGAUCAUUAUUUGAUUAUGAUCCAUCAGAGGAUACAUUAUUGCCUUGUCGUGAAAUUGGUUUACCAUUUCAAAAAGGUGAUAUAUUACAAAUUGUUGAUCAAGCUGAUCCAAAUUGGUGGCAAGCAAGACGUGUUGAAAGUGGUGGUAUUAAACCAAAUCUUGGACCACCUGGUUUAAUACCAUCACUUGAACUUGAAGAACGUAGAAAAGCAUUUGUAUCACCAGAAGCUGAUUUUGUACAUAAAAUUGGUAUAUGUGGUACAAGAAUAUCAAAAAAAAAAAAACGUAAAAUGUAUGAAUCAAAAUCAAAUGGUGAAUUUGAUGAUGCUGAGUUAUUAUUAUAUGAAGAAGUUGCUAGAAUGCCACCAUUUAAACGUAAAACAUUGGCACUUGUUGGACCACGUGGUGUUGGAAGAAGAACACUUAAAAAUAGAUUAAUCAAUAGUGAUCCUGAUAAAUUUGGUACAAUUGUACCUUUUACAUCAAGACCACCAAGAGUACUUGAAGAAAAUGGUAAAAGUUAUUGGUUUACUGAUCGUGAUUCAAUGGAAGAUGAUAUUAAACAACAUCGUUAUUUAGAGCAUGGUGAACAUAGUGGUCAUUUGUAUGGAACAAAACUUGAUUCAGUUAGAGAAUUAAUACAUUCUGGUAAAAUGUGUGUACUUGAUUGUAGUCCAGCAGCACUCAAGAUACUACAUAAUUCAACUGAAUUCAUGCCUUAUGUUAUAUUUGUUGCUGCACCAGGAAUGGAACAACUCAAGUGUCUAUAUGAUCUUGGACGAACAACUGGAGCAAGUAACCGUAAUUUAACUUUUGAUCGACAAAGUUCCAUCAGAUUCAGCUCGAGACGUGCCAGAACUUUAGAAUCACUUGCAUCACUUUACGAGGAAGAUGAUUUAAAAUCAACACUUGAAGAAUCAGCAGCAUUACAAAGAGCUUAUGAAAAAUAUAUUGACAUGGUUAUUGUUAAUGAAGAUUUUGAUGAAACAUUUAGACAAGUUGUUGCUGCACUUGAUGCACUUGCAACUGAACAUCAAUGGGUUCCUGUCAAUUGGAUCUAUUAAAUUGCUUUGAAUUUUUUUUUUUUUGUUUCUUUUUACACACUUGCAAUAUAUCUUAUUAGUUAGUCUUUUAAUUUGUUUAUAAAUUAAUCAAAUGGAAUGAAAUAUUAUAAAAGACCAAAAAAAAAGUAAACAACAUCAGUGUAAUCUAAAAACGCC
This is a messenger RNA of Aphidius gifuensis, 2540 nucleotides long. It is a transcript of the gene vari, whose product is annotated as protein PALS2. Gene Ontology annotation, cellular component: plasma membrane; cell-cell junction. Bases 549 to 2384 code for a protein of 611 amino acids. The transcript is spliced from 8 exons. Gene Ontology annotation, molecular function: protein binding. Lineage: Eukaryota; Metazoa; Arthropoda; Insecta; Hymenoptera; Braconidae. The record is from RefSeq and is a predicted model, not a curated record.